Messenger RNA from Caenorhabditis elegans, 368 nucleotides. It is a transcript of the gene M02H5.8, whose product is annotated as 30S ribosomal protein S15. The record is from RefSeq and is marked reviewed. The coding region runs from base 40 to 312 and encodes 90 amino acids. The transcript has 2 exons. NCBI's taxonomy places the organism in Eukaryota, Metazoa, Nematoda, Chromadorea, Rhabditida, Rhabditidae.
UUCGCCAGCUUGCUCACAUUUUUCCACUCGCUUCUCGAAAUGGCCUCCGCAAUUGUUGAAAAAAUCAAGACCGAAUUGUCGGCCGCCGGGCUUUCUUCCGGAGCCAUCGAUGGUAUCCUGAAGAUCGCUGCCACCUAUAAGCCAAAGGAGGGCGAGAAGCCAGAUCUGGCUCAAGCUAUGGUGACUAUUGGAAAGCUCUUCGCUGAACUUGAGACAUUCAUCAAAACUCAACCGGAAUCCGAUCAAACUAUCUAUCAUGCUAUUAUCGAAAAGAAGAAGGCCGAGCUUGUCGCUCAUGGCAUUAAGUUUUGAUUUUUGUAAUGGUUUUUUAAAAAUUAAUUUGUUUUAAUAAAUGGUUUUGUAUUCGU